ACUUUUUUUUUACUACCACGGUUACAGUGUUAUCUCAUGAUUAUAAUAUCUAUGGUAAUUUCAUUUUUUUUGUGAUGGCUAUAAAAGCUUCAGAACAAAAAUGAUAUUAAGUGGUAUUUAAUUAUUGCAACCAAAGUGUUUUGAAGGAGCAGAUUGAAAGCGCAGUGCGGCCAGGAUGUUCAAGUACGUGAACCUGAUCAGCGCGGGCACCAACUACGCCCGCCGCAUGAACCAGCUGAGUAGCAGGAUCUUCGGGGAGGUGGUGCGGGCCACCAACUCCAAGUCGCUCAAGGUGGUGAAGAUGCUGAGCGAGAAGCCGAUCCACUUGCGGCCGGAGCUGGUGCGGUACUACCCGCGCCACGUGGAGACGCACCGCCUCAUGAUGCGGCUGCGCUACUACGGCCUGUACCGCGACGAGCACCAGGACUUCAAGGAGGAGAUGAAGCGGCUGCGAGCGCUGCGGGGAAAGGUGAAGCCGAAGAAGGGCGAGGGCAAGAAGGCCUCGAGGAAGUAGACGGCGCGGGACCUAGCUCCGAGCAGCUACGCACGUAGGCGGCCAUUGGCUCCCGCCAAACUACCGGCCUUUCCCUCCCGAAUGUUCCCGCCGGAUCCUGUCCAUGAACAUCCGGCUUCGAUGAGGCAUGAAACCUUGGAAACAUUAUGGUUUAAGCCCUGCCAUGGCAAAAAAUUAAAAUAACUACCUUAAAAUUCAAACUGUCGUAAAAAAAAUAGAUGGAUUUAACGAAGCGGUAAUUUUUUUUUUUUUUCAUUUCAAAACUGAACUUCCCAAAUACAUGCAGAGAAUACUACAAAUGCAAGAAAACUACAGUAAUUUAUAAAACAUGAAGUUGCAACAGUCACCAACACUACAACUUAAAAAUGUAAAGCUACAGAAAUGUUUCAUAUAUUCUUUUAGGUUCUCUUUGUAAAAAGAAAAAAAAAAUUGUAAACAUGUCAAAUUUUUAAAAGUUUGAUUUAAAAGUAGAAUUUGCUGUGUGCAAUAAUAUAGAAAGUUAAAACGUGAUGCACGAGAUGAAAAGACAAUUAUAGCCUCUUACACACAUCUGCUUUUUCGUUCAAAAUGCAGGAAAAUGUAAUUUAGUCGAUGUCUGUGUUGCAUUUUUGCGUCUGGCAUUUGUUAAUUUCUUGCAUAAGUUUAUAAACACAGAGUCAAGCUAUGCCUUACCCUAUAUUGGGUUACCAUACUUGUAGAAUUUUCGAUAAAUAAACCUGUUUCUGUACUAUGUACUGAACAAGUGUUUAGGUAUUGUUUAAGUUUUGUAGGAAUUUGGAAAUAAAUACCUACUUAUAAGGCAAA
Messenger RNA from Bacillus rossius redtenbacheri, 1318 nucleotides. It is a transcript of the gene mRpS33, whose product is annotated as small ribosomal subunit protein mS33. The record is from RefSeq and is a predicted model, not a curated record. Gene Ontology annotation, cellular component: mitochondrion. Lineage: Eukaryota; Metazoa; Arthropoda; Insecta; Phasmatodea; Bacillidae. The transcript is spliced from 2 exons. Bases 176 to 514 code for a protein of 112 amino acids.